Molecule: messenger RNA, 4144 nt
Organism: Nicrophorus vespilloides
Lineage: Eukaryota; Metazoa; Arthropoda; Insecta; Coleoptera; Silphidae
Product: MICAL-like protein 1
Exons: 8
Coding region: 227-3880 (1217 amino acids)
Molecular function (GO): protein binding
Source: RefSeq, a predicted model, not a curated record
GCGUAGCCGCAAUCCCCAACCAGUCAGGUCUGAAUGUUCGCAUUGGUUGUACGCUCCAACCUCAUCGAUCCAAACUUUUUGCCGUUUUCGUUCACGUUCAUUCUAUUGCAUUAAUCCAGUGUACUCUUCUCUCUAACAGUGCGUGCUUUACCAGUUCACCUUCCUUCGUGCCGCGAAGGAUUCCCAGGAUCAGAUUCCCUCGCAAGUGCAGCAAAGAAGAGAAGACAUGGGCGAGCGACGGGGCACCAAAGGCUUAGAGCUGUGGUGCAAGAAGAUGACCCAAGGUUAUCCCGGUGUGAAGAUCGACAACAUGACCACCUCCUGGAGGGACGGGCUUGCCUUCUGCGCCAUCAUCCACCACUUUAGACCCGAACUGAUUGAUUUCGACAAAUUGAACAAGGACGACGUGUACAGGAACAACGAGCUGGCGUUCCGCGUGGCAGAGCAGUACUUGGGGAUUCCGGCUCUGCUGGAGGCGGAAGACAUGGUGGAGUAUCCGGUUCCGGACCGUCUAUCCAUCCUCACUUACCUGUCGCAGUUUUACCAGGCCUUCGAGGUGUCUCACGGAUCACAGUCGAGGGCCGUUCCGAAGAGACCUGCCUCCUCCGUCCCGGAUCGGGGCAUCGUCUCUCCUGCUUCUACUAGCCCGCCCACUAAGAUGGCCAUCCGCAGCACGGGUGGCGUAACCGUAGGGAUGCCGCGUCGGGACCCGUGCGCCAAGUGCUGUCUUCCUGUGUUCAUUGCCGAACGUCUGAACGUAGGAAAACUGCUCUACCAUCGCACGUGCUUCCGGUGCGCGAGGUGCAGUAGUCAGCUAACACUCGCCAACUACUACGAGACGGAAACGCCGAACCAGUUCUGCUGCGAGACGUGUCCCGAUGAGGUUGUGGCUACGGAGACGACAACAUCAAAGAAGGACGUAGACGUCCUUCUCUUGAAGGAGAAGCCGAUCGUGGGAAGGUCACUCAGCGACGAGGAGAAGUCAAUGCUGAGCAGCGAUCAGCAGCACUUCGUCACCGCACUCGACUUCCCGGAUGUAAGCGGCUCCGACGAGUUCACACGCGCACGGUCCUUCUUCAUGAGCGCCCAACUUAAUGAAGAUGAGGACGAUCAUCCGCCCGACCUUCCCAAGACCAAGCCACCCGACACCGUUGAGUUCAAAGACAAUUCCGAAUCAAACGACAGCGGUCUGUUGUCCACCAAUUCUAGUGUAAAUAGUGUUAAAGAUAAUGUUGUUGUUGAUGAUGAUAAUAGUAGUAGUAUAAAUAGUGUUAAGAAUUUUGGAGAUGACAAAGUUGUUACCAAAGAACCACCACCGGUCACGCCGACGUCCGCGUCUUUGGUGCAGGCAAGGAUGAGCAUUUUUGAAUCAUCUACGUUGCCAACCAGCAACGCCGACGAUAGCGUUUUAGAAUCGUCUCCAUCGCAACAUGACGAGAGCGUCAUCCUCGUCAGCUACAAUUUGCCAGCCGUCGUCUCCGAUGACUCGCUCACUAAUGUCAUUGGUGACGACAGCGUCUUCGAAUCGUCGCCUUCGACCACAUCGUUGAACAAGCGACAAGAGAUGCGGCUCGAAUCUCCAAAGGCCACACCAAGGAAAAAGUAUCAGCAAGAGAUUAAACCUUCUCCGCCUGAGGAACAGCCUCCAAAAAGACCUGCCACCCUAUUCUAUGAAUCCAAACGAGAUAAUAUAUCAACCAAAAGACCGGCAACGAUGUUACAGUCAUCGAAACAAUCACCACAACAGGAGAAAUUGUUCUUUGGUGAGGUAAAAUUGCGGAAGACGCCGCCAGAGAAGCGCGCCGCAACGCCGCCGAAGGAGGACGCGUUGCCCGAAAUUAAACUGAAACCGAUGCUGAAAAUAGAUUCAAUAAAGCGACUGGAAGAAGCCGAGCAAGAGACGAUCAAAGCGAAACUUGACGAAUUGAUGCCCGUCUCGCUAAUAGUAAAAGAUACGAAUGCAGUGACGGAGGGAAGAAACGGCAAUUCAAAUAGGUUAAUGGAAGAAAAUAUACAUAUAAACAAUAAUGAUAAUGAGUUUGAAGAAGACGAAUUAUGCGAAGACAAUAACGUGGAUUCGUUGUUUGAGAAUCUCUUGGAGACAUCGCUUGAGAAGGACUUUAAUAAGUUAGCUGAUAAUUGUCUGGAUGAUGAUGAGUUCGCUCUAGAUGACGAUUUCGAGCGACUAGUUCAGUCCUUGGACAAACAACCGGUAAAUAUAAUGGUGAAAGAGUCUGAACCAAUCGAUAAGAAAGAUCAAAAUGUGUCAAAUCGAGUGGAAAUUGUUAAAACUGAGGAGAAUGUUGCGCAACUCCAAAUGGAUGUUAAUAAAGAUGAUGAAGAUAUUAAUAUUGAUAAUACUGAGAAAUGUAAAGAACAAGAAUAUCCUGGAGAUUUGAACCCAUUCGGCGAUGAUAAUGCUUCACUAAAUCCAUUUGGCGACGAUGAUGUUGCCGAUGAAGAAGUUGCAGAUAAUGAUAAAUCAUUGAAUCCCUUCAGCGAUGAUGAAGAUGAUGAACAGAUACUCGACGUAAUUUCACCAGCGAAGAGCACAAAUCCUUUCGAAGAUGACGAUGAUGAGGAUCAGCCAGAGCAAGAGAUAUUCAAGAAACCUAACCCGACGGCACGCAAGUUAAUUCCGGCUCCCAGGAUUAGUUUACCGCAUUUCUGGAACAACGAGCACAAAAUUUCCGGCGGUGAACAGCAAAGAGGCGAGAAUUCCUCCUUCGGAUCUUCCACGUCCAUCUCAAGUGGUGCUUCCAGCGCACAUUCGACGAGGCGGAAAAAGGCGGCGCCGAGACCGCCGAUCUCGAAUCUCCUGGACCAAUCGUCUCUGCAGCAGAGCCGCCCCAGUGAUGCCAGUCCUACGCCAAGCGUUCAAAAUUCACCCAGACCAAGGAAGAGCAAGAGGGCUCCGGCGCCCCCGACUUCGACACCCGCCGCCAAUCACAGACUAUUGUCGCCCUCGGAUAUAUCACCUAUCAAUGAAUCCACCAUCAUCAACAGCAAUUCUAAGUCUAUGACGCUUGAAGCUGACGAAUAUGAACGCGAGAAGGACGUCAAAGAUGAGAGGAAUAGAACAAGGCAGAGCUGCAAUAGUUCGAACCAGUCUAGCUUCGGAAUACCCAACAAGAGCACUUAUGGCAAAUGGAAGAGGAAAAAAGGUCAGGCGCCAACACGGCCUAUCCCGCAGAAACGAAGUAUUAAGGCUCUACCGAUGACGGAGGUGCGACGCGAGCUGGGCAUCAUCGAGGUACAGCAGCAGGGUCUCGAGAAGCAAGGUGUGCGGUUAGAGCAGAUCAUCAGAGAAAAAUGCGAAGGACCCAAUUCGGAUGCGGAUAGCGCGGUCAGCAUCGAAGCUGAGGAUCUGAUCCUGCAGCUGUUCGAGGUAGUCAACGAAAAGAACGAGCUGUGCAGGCGGCAGGCAGAACUGAUGUACCUACAACGGCAGCAGCGAUUGGAGGAAGAGCACGCCGAGAUUGAGUAUCAGAUCAGGUGUCUGAUGUUGCAGCCGGAAGCAAACAAGACUGAUACGGACAAAGCUCGCGAAGAAGAACUUAUCCUUAGGCUGGUCGACAUCGUCGAAAGGCGAAACGAGAUCAUCGAGUGUCUGGAGAUGGACAGGGUACGCGAGGCCGAGGAGGACGACAGCAUAUGCAAUUCGAUGAAUACGUACGCCACCAAGAGGGACGAGAACGUGCUCAUCAAUUCGAACGAGAGUCCCAAGAAGAAAGAGAAGAAAAAGUUCAGGAAAAAGUUUAAACUGAAGAGUUCGUUGUCGUCUUCGCCCAAAAUCGAUAUGGACAAGGAUGUAGACGAGUGCGAACCUUCAGAGGCUGUUGUUAAAGAUAAAAAGAAGAAAAAGUUUAAUCUGUUUUAAAAGUGGGAGCUGCAGCAUUGAAAUAGAAUCGGAGAACAUUACUUUUCCCGGCGAAAAUCCGAUAUCUAUUUUAUCGAUAUAUUUGUUUGUUUUUAUUCUGUUCGUGUCACUCUAUUUAUACACGUUCGCAGUACUGUGUGUUACUUUUAAUAUGUAUAACUAUUUAACAUAAGAUGUUAUAGCUAUUUAAGUCCCCAUUUUCGUUUUCUACUAUCUAUCAAGAUUCGGAAAUGUUUCCCGGCAGUAUUUUUAUUAUUAUUAUUA